Messenger RNA from Elgaria multicarinata webbii, 3785 nucleotides. Its product is annotated as unconventional myosin-Ie-like. The record is from RefSeq and is a predicted model, not a curated record. Gene Ontology annotation, cellular component: actin cytoskeleton; vesicle; cytoplasm. Gene Ontology annotation, molecular function: microfilament motor activity; actin filament binding; ATP binding. Gene Ontology annotation, biological process: actin filament organization; vesicle transport along actin filament. NCBI's taxonomy places the organism in Eukaryota, Metazoa, Chordata, Lepidosauria, Squamata, Anguidae. The transcript is spliced from 28 exons. Bases 164 to 3478 code for a protein of 1104 amino acids.
CACCUUGCUUUGGGAAAGGUCCCGCCAUCGAAGGAUUUGUCCCAGCACUAGGAAAAGGAGGUUUUGUGGACCUGUUAGCCCACGAUGUGGCCUUAACCGUCUUCACCUGCAGGGCUUCAUAGGAACCAGGAACUGCGGGCGAAACUGGCAGUAAAAUUCCACCAUGGGCAGCAAAGAGCGUUACCACUGGCAGACCCAGAAUGUCAAGCAGAGCGGGGUGGACGACAUGGUCCUGCUCUCGAAAAUCAGCGAGGACGCGAUCGUCGAGAACCUCAAAAAACGGUUCAUGGAUGAUUACAUCUUUACCUACAUCGGCCCCGUCCUGAUUUCCGUCAACCCCUUCAAACAGUUGCCGUACUUCACUGACCGCGAGAUCGAUAUGUACCAGGGAGCGGCGCAGUACGAAAACCCUCCGCACAUCUAUGCGCUGGCCGAUAACAUGUACCGCAACAUGCUGAUUGACGGGGAGAACCAAUGCGUCAUUAUCAGCGGGGAAAGCGGAGCUGGCAAGACGGUGGCAGCGAAAUACAUCAUGAGCUACGUCUCCAAGGUCUCCGGCGGCGGUCCCAAAGUGCAGCAUGUGAAGGACAUCAUCCUGAAGUCCAACCCGCUCCUGGAGGCGUUUGGAAAUGCCAAAACCGUACGGAACAACAACUCUAGUCGCUUUGGCAAAUAUUUUGAGAUCCAGUUCAGCCGCGGCGGGGAACCGGAUGGAGGCAAGAUCUCCAACUUCCUGCUGGAGAAAUCCCGCGUGGUGAACCAGAAUCCAGGAGAGAGGAGCUUCCAUAUCUACUACCAGCUGCUGGAAGGAGCCAGCCCGGAGCAGCGGGAGGAACUGGGCAUCACGACUCCAGAUUAUUACUACUACCUCAACCAGUCGGCGGCCUACAAGGUGGACGACAUGAAUGACCAUCAGGAAUUCCAGGAGACUUUGGCAGCCAUGGAGGUGGUGGGUCUCUCAGGAGAGGAGCAGGCCCUGGUGCUGCAAAUCGUGGCCGGAAUUCUACACUUAGGCAACAUUACUUUCCGGGAGUCGGGCAACUAUGCCGUGGUGGAAAGUGAGGACUUCCUGGCAUUCCCGUCCUACCUCCUGGCCAUCGACCAGCAGCGCCUCAGGGAGAAACUGACCAGCCGCAAGAUGGACAGCAAGUGGGGCGGCCGGCAAGAGGUCAUCGACGUGACGCUGAACGUGGAGCAGGCUAGCUUCACCCGCGACGCCCUCGCCAAGGCCCUCUACACCCGCCUCUUUGACUACCUGGUGGACGCUGUGAACAAAGCCAUACAAAAAGACCAUCAGGAAUUCAGCAUCGGCGUUCUGGACAUCUACGGCUUUGAGAUCUUCCAGAAGAACGGGUUCGAACAGUUCUGCAUCAACUUCGUGAACGAGAAGCUUCAGCAAAUCUUCAUUGAGCUGACGCUGAAGGCCGAACAGGAAGAAUAUGUCCAAGAGGGCAUCCGGUGGAAUCCCAUUGACUACUUCAACAACAAAGUGGUGUGCGACCUCAUUGAGAACAAAGUGAAUCCUCCAGGGCUCAUGAGCAUCUUGGAUGAUGUGUGCGCCACCAUGCACGCCAAGGGCGAAGGGGCUGACCACACCCUGCUGCAGAAACUUCAGACAGCGCUCGGCGUCCACCCCCACUUCAACAGCUGGAAUAAAGGCUUCAUCAUCCAUCAUUACGCCGGCAAGGUUUCUUACGACGUGGAGGGCUUCUGCGAACGCAACCGUGACGUCCUUUUUACUGACCUCAUUGAGCUGAUGCAGAGCAGUGAGAUCCCUUUCAUCCGUGACCUCUUCCCCGAAAGCCUCAACGCAGAGAAGAAAGGGCGUCCGACCACAGCUGGCAGCAAGAUCAAGAAACAAGCCAACAACCUGGUCGACACGCUGAUGAAAUGCACCCCGCACUACAUCCGAUGCAUCAAGCCCAACGAAACCAAGCGCCCCCGGGAUUGGGAGGAGAGCAGGGUGAAGCACCAAGUGGAAUACCUGGGCCUCCGGGAGAACAUCCGGGUGCGGAGAGCCGGCUACGCUUAUCGGCGGGUCUUCCAGAAAUUCCUCCACAGGUACGCCAUCCUGACCCCAGAGACGUGGCCCUCUUGGCGUGGGGAUGAGAAGCAGGGCGUGGUGCACCUGAUGAAAUCCGUCAACAUGGACCCUGACCAGUACCAGCUGGGCCGGACGAAGGUCUUCAUCAAAGCCCCCGAAUCGCUUUUCCUCCUGGAGGAAAUGAGGGAGCGGCGUUACGACGGCUACGCCCGCGUCAUUCAAAAGGCCUGGCGCAAACACGUGGCGGUCCGGAAGUACAUCCAGAUGCGGGAAGAAGCCUCCAACAUCGUCCUGAACAAGAAGGAACGGCGUCGGAACAGCAUCAACCGCAACUUCGUAGGCGACUACAUCGGCUUGGAGACCCGCCCCGAGCUGCGGCGUUUUGUGGGCCGUCGGGAACGCGUGGACUUCGCCGACACCGUUGUCAAGUACGACCGGCGGUUCAAGACGGUGAAGCGAGACCUAAUCCUGACCCCCAAAUUCCUCUACCUGAUCGGCCGCGAGAAAGUGAAGCAAGGGCCGGAUAAAGGGGCCAUCAAGGAAGUCCUGAAGAGGCAAAUUGAGGUGGAGCGGGUCCAGUCGGUGUCUCUGAGCACCUUGCAGGAUGACUUCAUUAUUAUUCAUGAGCCCCAGUACGACAGCGUCCUGGAGUCCGUCUUCAAGACAGAGCUUUUGAGCUUGCUCUACAAGCGCUACGAGGAAAAGACCCAGAAGCAGCUGACAGUCAAGUUCAACAACCAGCUGGAAUUCAAGGUGAAGAAGGACGGCUGGGGGCCGUGGGGUGCUGCUGGCUCCCGACAGAUCCAGUUCCAGAUCUGCCAAGGGGAUCUGAGUCUACUCCGCAACAAUGGCAAAGUGCUGGUGGUCAGCAUUGGACCUGGCUUGCCCCGAAACGCCCGACCGACCCGGAAGGACACCAGGAAGAGCCGAUGUCUGAGUGGGGGUACCGCCCUGGGGUGGAACACCCCCACCAGUGCAGGUUCGAAGUGGGACGGCCGUGGGGGCCGCGGGGGCACAGGGACGAGGCCCCCCUUCCAGCACCGCCACUCCAUGCCCCGCCAGGCCAGCAUGGAGCAGCCCAGCCUGCCCCGCCAGGGAGCCAGCCCCAGGGCUAAAGCCCUCCCCGUGCAGCUCAACUUGGAUUUCAUGAACGUCCCGGACCAAGGCGUCGCUGGCCUCCAGCGGCGCCUCUCCAAGGAAGCCAAGCCCAUCCCGGGAGGAGGCCGGGCCAAGCCAAAGCCAAAGCCAAAACCUCAGCCACGCCUUCCCCAGUGCCGGGCGCUGUAUGCCUACGACGCGCAGGACACGGACGAACUGAGCUUCAAUGCCGACGAUUUCAUUGAAAUUAUCAAGGAAGAUCCUUCUGGGUGGUGGCAAGGCCGCAUCCGUGGCAAAGAAGGCCUGUUCCCGGGGAACUACGUGCAGAAAAUCUGAGACGGGAGGACGCCGCUGACGCUCUCCCGGGCCGUGACGGGAGGCGAACAGGGGCUGCUCAGCAGCUGCUCCGGACUGUGUCUCGAGGCAAGGAAGCUCCGGAGGUUACUCCAGGAGGACGCUGCGGGCUGGAGAAGAGACUCCGGCCACCGAAAGCGCUUCUUUGUGGCCGGCGCUGAUGAGAAGCCCCCGGUGUCCCCUGGACAGGUUAGCGCAAUCCUUUUUUAAAAUCCCGAGAAAGCAGCCAGGAUAAAAUGACCGCCUUCGCUUCCGUUGUGCGAGGAGAAACCACGUGCAUCUCGUCUGU